CACUCUUGGGGAGGGCAUGGCGCAAACACAGAGGAAUGGAUUGGCAGGCUUGAGAAUUGAUGGGAAAUCCUUUCAUCACUUGCAACGGUCUGGAUGGUCUGGGGAUGGUCGAGAUAAGAGAACGGCGGUGGGCGAGGGGGAUGGUGUCGAAGGCGACCGUACCACUAUCUCUCAAGACUAUGACGCACACCGUCGCGGUACUGAUGAAGACAGCAGUGUAUUGAAUGAUUUGCAUUCAGCGACACCGCCAAUAUCGGUUCCUCGCCCCGGCGACCAGCCGACUAGUGAAUACCUCGAUUUUCCACACAAACCGGAGGAGGUUCAAGCAUCGCCAUUCGAUAGCUUCCUUCACCAUCGGCGCCGGUCCAUCAGCAUCAACGCUGAAGCCAAUAUUGAAUCUGGUCGACAUCACUCUCUUGAAGAACCCUUACACAGCACAGAGGCCAAAGCCCGAGUGUCUCUCAAACCACGAUUACGGACUUCAGGUCUAAGGCAUGCGUUUUCCCAGGACCGUUACGCGUGUGACAACCGCGAGAAUUAUGCCUGGGUUUCUAGCCCCAGAAGGCCUCAGAAUCAACGAUUCUUGCCCACUGGAUAUUCUCGUACCAGUUGCCUUGCGAGUCCUGAAGAUGACGUCUCGAUUGGAAGUGAUCUCGAGCGGUUCACAUCGCUCGCGUCCCUAUCCACUGCCUCUCCACUGAAUGAAGAACCGCAGACCCCUCCCCAAAGCGCCAGCGAACACUUGAUGUCACCAUUCUGUGCGGUUUCUCCCACCCAACAAUCGGCAUUGUUAGAAGGCCAUAAUUCUUGGUCCGCCGGGGCCAUCACACCCUUUGGGAGCAAGCCCCGCAGCCGAUACGGAAGCCUCAGGGGCACAUCACGUCGCUCCACUGCCUCAAGUGGCAAGUCACCGGCGAGUACAUUCUUGUCAAUGUGGAAUGGGCAAGACGAGCAUGCCUCACAGCCAGAUGACGAGGGUCAGAUGGUCGGUACCGAUUACGUUUUGGGGAAGCAGAUUGGCUUUGGAGGAUUUAGUACGGUCAAGGAAGCUUACAAAGUCGAGGGAACCGGCGAAACAAGACGGCUGGCCGUCAAAAUCGUCAGGAAGCACGUUACGGGGAAAAGCGAGCGGGAAAACGAUCAGGUGCAGGCAGAGUUCGACCACGAGGUUCGGGUCUGGCGCUAUCUCAACCACUCUCAUGUGCUAGCACUUGAUGCGGUCUACGAAACGGAUUAUGCAACGUUUUGCUUCACCAAACUGGCCAUUGGAGGAACGCUCUUCGAUUUGAUCCGGCAGAACCGCCAAGGACUAGAGCUAACCCUGGCGAAGAAAUACACAUACCAGUUGGCGUGUGCUCUGCGCUAUUUGCAUGAAGACGCUCGUGUUGUACACAGAGACAUCAAACUUGAAAACUGUCUCCUCGAUCCCGUCACUGCAGCUGACGGUACCAAAUCGUCGAACCUGGUGCUUUGCGAUUUUGGAAUGGCCGAAUGGAUGACUACAGAUAAUGGAUGCAGUUCACUGGACCCCUAUGAGAAUGCAGCUGACAGACCGCCCCCGAAGACCAUCGGGCCUUCUGAUACAAGCACCAGCAUUGCAGGCAGCCUCGAAUAUGCGUCCCCAGAACUUCUUUCCUCGACCAGUAGCAUCAUCCACCCAGCCGUCGACAUCUGGGCGUUCGGAGUUAUUGUGUUUACGAUCGUUGUCGGUUCCAGACCAUUCCAAGACCCAUUCGCUCCGCGCAUCCAGAGUAACAUUCUGAGCGGGAACUGGGAUCACUCUGCGGUCCUAGGGGAUACCGAGGACCCAGAAGUCCGUCAAGGCCGGAAAGCCGCACUGGAACUUAUCAAAGGCUGUCUUGAAAUGGAAGUCGAUCGUCGAUGGACAAUCCGUCGGAUCUUAGCCUCGGAGUGGCUUCGAGGCCAUGCUGAAAAUCCUGACGACAACCCCAGCAAUACAGUUUGGAGGUUGUGAACAUUCUUCCCUCUCUUGAACGGGAUGAGAUCUCCUGUGGAGGUCUUCUCUUUUUCCACCUCGGAAUUAUACCUUUUCUCUUUUUUUUCCCCUUCGGGUUUGAGCAUUAUAUUAGUAUGAGCGAUUUUGAAAUGGGCAUGUGGUGCACAGCUCUGGUGAUGAUCAUAUCCCAAGUGCUUUUGCACCCAAAAACACAAGCACUGGUUGAGCAGGACUCAUCAUCAAUGAUACCCUCUUUCUUAUUUUGUUUUUAUUGUCUUCGACGGUUUUCUCUGGGAAUUUUUGCGUGACAACAUCGGGUUCAAGGCGGGCUAUCUACAUUAUAGCGAGAGGGGGGGGGGGGG
Penicilliopsis zonata CBS 506.65 is the source of this 2319-nucleotide messenger RNA. RefSeq lists its product as hypothetical. The record is from RefSeq and is a predicted model, not a curated record. Gene Ontology annotation, biological process: intracellular signal transduction; protein phosphorylation; microtubule cytoskeleton organization. Gene Ontology annotation, molecular function: tau-protein kinase activity; protein serine/threonine kinase activity; ATP binding. The transcript has a single exon. Bases 17 to 1975 code for a protein of 652 amino acids. Lineage: Eukaryota; Fungi; Ascomycota; Eurotiomycetes; Eurotiales; Aspergillaceae. Gene Ontology annotation, cellular component: cytoplasm.